GCCCAGACACCAACAUUACAAACGAUUUCAAAUGAAGGUUUUGAUUUAUUAACCCAGUGCAUAUAAAAAACGUCAUCUGAAUACAUAUCGCACUGAAAUACUAAACUAUCACAAACAGCUUUACUUGGAACAUCCAAGAUGGCAGCCUCCAUGGUCAACGUACAUGGCAGACGAAUCGGAUGUCAGUUUGUGAGGUGGCACUGGCAAGUCUGCAAAAGGCUCUACAGCAGUCAAAACUCCAGGAACAUAUUGACGUUACACGAAAGAGGUAUUUUCCAGACAGUUUUUCCAGAAGGAAGCACUGCAGAAUUGCUUCGUCGACUAUCCAGCCAACAGUGUAUGUACUGUGGCUUUGACCCAACAGCAGACAGUCUCCAUGUAGGGAACCUUCUGGCUAUCAUAGCACUUAUUCAUUGUCAGAGAGCUGGACAUAAUACAAUUGCACUGGUUGGAGGUGCGACGGCCCAGAUUGGAGACCCCAGUGGGAAGACAAAGGAGAGAAUACCAAUGAAGCUUCACCAGGUGGAGGAAAAUGUGGUUAAAAUAACUGAAAACUUGCAACGUGUCUUCUCCCACCACCAAAAUCUGUUGUGGAAAAAUAACAAGCCCUUGCCAGAAGUAAGGAUACUGAACAACCUGGACUGGUACAGAGAUAUGAACAUAGUAGACUUUUUGUCAACAACUGGUCGACAUUUUAGGAUGGGGCAGAUGCUGUCUAGACACAGUGUGAAGAGCAGGCUUAAGAGUGAAGAUGGAAUGAGCUUCACAGAAUUUACAUAUCAGAUAUUUCAGUCCUAUGACUGGCUCCACCUGUACAAACAACACCAGUGUGCAAUACAGAUCGGAGGAAACGAUCAGCUGGGAAACAUGACAGCCGGAUAUGAGCUUAUUUCUCGCCUAACGGAUAACCCAGUUUUCGGGUUGACAGUUCCCCUGAUCACCAGCUCCAUGGGAGACAAGCUAGGAAAGACAGCUGGCAACGCCGUGUGGCUGUGCCCCACCAAGACCUCACCCUAUUUGCUGUAUCAGUAUUUUCUGAAUCUUCCAGACACAGAUGUUGAAAAAUAUCUGAAACUGCUGACAUUUCUUCCAGACCAGGAAAUACAGGAUGUUUUGAGGAAACACAAGAGGAAUCCAGAGCAGCGUCCAGGACAGAGGAAGAUCGCAGAACAAGUGCUACUGUUGGUGCAUGGGGAGCAAGGCUUGAGUGAAGCUGUGCGUUGGACAGAUGCACUCUUCAGUGGCAACAUCGAGGGCCUUGCACGCCUGACUCACACAGAACUGCUGCAGCUGUUCAACAACGCAGACACCACCGAGAUGCUGUUGGAACCUGGCAUGUCUGUCCUUGACGUCUGCAUGAAGGCUGGCUGCUUCGACAGAGAUGUUGAUGCUGAGAGAAUCAUCCAAGCUGGGGGCGUCCACAUCAACCACAGGAAGGUUCAACAGCCUGACUAUGUCCUUAUAGCAGGGGAACACAUCUUACCUUCAAACAUCACACUUAUCAGAGUUGGUAAGAAGAACUACUAUGUUGUUAAGUGGGUGAGGUGAUGUGUCAAGUUCUUCUGUGGAAAUGUAAAUAGAACAAAAUAAAGUAAACUAAAAACAUUA
Haliotis rubra (blacklip abalone) is the source of this 1608-nucleotide messenger RNA. RefSeq names its product tyrosine--tRNA ligase, mitochondrial-like. Lineage: Eukaryota; Metazoa; Mollusca; Gastropoda; Lepetellida; Haliotidae. The coding region runs from base 139 to 1548 and encodes 469 amino acids. Gene Ontology annotation, cellular component: cytosol; mitochondrion. The record is from RefSeq and is a predicted model, not a curated record. Gene Ontology annotation, biological process: proteolysis; tyrosyl-tRNA aminoacylation. Gene Ontology annotation, molecular function: tyrosine-tRNA ligase activity; cysteine-type endopeptidase activity; RNA binding. The transcript has 13 exons.